This is a messenger RNA of Stegastes partitus (bicolor damselfish), 3258 nucleotides long. RefSeq names its product 3-hydroxyacyl-CoA dehydratase 2 (gene hacd2). Gene Ontology annotation, molecular function: 3-hydroxyacyl-CoA dehydratase activity. The transcript has 7 exons. The record is from RefSeq and is a predicted model, not a curated record. Gene Ontology annotation, cellular component: endoplasmic reticulum membrane. Bases 95 to 829 code for a protein of 244 amino acids. Lineage: Eukaryota; Metazoa; Chordata; Actinopteri; Pomacentridae. Gene Ontology annotation, biological process: very long-chain fatty acid biosynthetic process; sphingolipid biosynthetic process; fatty acid elongation.
UCGCUUCUGGGCGACACUUCCCGGUGUGGCCCCUGUUCGCUUCAGCUUGACAGCCGCUGUCGUCCAGGACCGAAGACCGUUGAGGGUUGCAGUCAUGUCGGGAGCUGCUCCGGGGACCAGCAAGGCGGCCCACAGCGACGUGGGGCCGAAGAAGAAGAAGGGACCCGGGGCCCUGGCUACGGCCUACCUGGUCAUCUACAACGUUGUUAUGACAGCGGGGUGGCUGGUGAUUGCUGUGGGUCUGGUCCGAGCCUACCUGGCCAGAGGAAGCUACCAUGGGCUGUACUACUCCAUAGAGAAGCCUCUGAAGUUCUUUCAGACUGGAGCCAUUCUGGAGAUACUGCACUGUGCUGUAGGAAUCGUACCGUCCUCUGUGGUCCUGACUGGAUUCCAGGUCAUGUCUCGGGUCUUCCUCACCUGGGCCGUCACUCACAGCGUCAGGGAGGUCCAGAGUGAAGACAGCGUGCUGCUGUUUGUCACAGCUUGGACCGUCACAGAGAUCAUCCGCUACUCUUUCUACACCUUCAGCCUGCUCAAUCACCUGCCUUACCUCAUCAAAUGGGCAAGGUACACCUUCUUCAUCGUGCUCUAUCCCAUGGGAGUGACUGGGGAACUGCUGACUAUCUAUGCAGCGCUGCCGUACGUGCAGAAGACAGGCCUGUACUCGGUCACCCUCCCCAACAAGUACAACUUCUCCUUCGACUACUACACCUUCCUCAUCCUCGUCAUGAUCUCCUACAUUCCCCUCUUUCCUCAGCUCUACUUCCACAUGAUCCGACAGAGGAAGAAGGUGUUGGGCCACAUAGAGGACUACAGCAAAGUGGAGUGAACCCAGCAGGGUUCGAAAUGGAUCCAAGCGAGGGAGAAGAAACCAAAACACCCGACAAACGAGGAACAAACAUCACGUCUGCUUAAUGAAACAUAAAGCCCAACCAGUUUCCAAGCUGCCAGCACCGACCUGGCAGACGAUCCGAUUAUCAGACAACUUUACGUUUUCUUAUUCCAGCCCUUGUGUAGGUUGUGCAGAUGCUCACCAAUCAUGAACGAACUGGUGUCAUGUUUUCUUUUUUUUUGUUGUUGUAUUUUUUUUAUUUAUGAACAAACUGCAGGUAUUUUUUGUUUAGUCAGAGAGUUUGCAGCCGUAAAGAAACUGUAUUUUGACUCGGGUACAGUUGAGCUGCUGUCUGAGCGGUGAACAGAACUCCGAUUGAUACACUGGUAGAACCGACAACCUCCUUUUAAAUGACACUAUAGAGAAGAGUAGAAUAGAUUCCUCACCUCCCCACGACUUGUCUUUUGGUCUCUUUUUAGGAAGCAGGUUUGUGUAGAAUGUGAAGUCUAGUACUGGAAGUAGCUCUGUAGGCAUCUACAGCUUGUGUGCGUCGGCGCAAACUGCGGUACAGAUUCUUGUUUUCUUUCUUUUAUUCAAACAUUUGGUUACAUUCCUCAUUUAGUUCAAUAAACUUUUUUUCCCAUUCCAUGCCUGCAUGCUUGGUUUUCUAUCAGUUUUUCUCGUUCGUUUGGUGUUUGCUCGGCUCUAGUUGUGAUUUCUGUCUCGGUUGCUUUCUCAGCAGUUUCACACUGAUUAUGUUUAUUCCUUAAAAGUUUCCCAACUUUCGCCCAGUGAUGAUUGUGAGUUGUGUCUUUUGAUUUCCUCGCUGUUUGAUGUUCAGGUAGUUCACACAUGAACAGUUAAUGGCGAGACAAGUCGUGUUUUUCUUUCAUCCAAGUGAGCACAUCCCUUUUCUCUUAAUGGGACUGCAUUUUCCUCCUUUAAUCUAUUGAACGUAACUAAUUUUAGCAUUAUUUAGCUCCAUUGAAGUGAUAAUUUCAGCAUCUAGAAUAAAACAUGCACAUUUUCAUUCCGUCUUUAUUAAGCUCCCAGUCUUCACCACAUCUCCGAUUAACGAAAGAAGUCAGCGUGUCUUUUAAAUGGGAUGUUACAAACCGUUUAUUACAAAAAGAACAAUUAACAUAAGUUAUGGGACACUUAAGCAAAAAACAAAAUAAAAAAGAACAGAUAGCACAACAUGUAGUAGCAACAGUGUUUUCAGAUGAAAUAAGCUUUGAUAUGUAACCAACAAAACUGCAUUGUAGCCCAAAUAUGUGUUGGAUGUUUAUGGACUUUUAUUUUGAAAAUAGAGAGGGGAAAUCACUGUUGUUUGAUGCAUAAAACUAGGCGGUUAUGGUUUAUUUCUAUAGAGGUGUGUGUGUGCUGAAAUGCUAUUCCUAAGUGACGUGCCCCCGUCAUUGUGGAAUCAGUAGGUUUUCUGGACAACUUUGCAUUUUUACACUUUGGAUUUAAAACCCUAAAUGCUCGAUAUUAUGUUGAAUUCAGCCGCAGCAGAAAAUCUUCUCACCAAACUCUUUUAUUGAGCUUCUUUUAGUUAGUGCUCACUGCAACACUGCCCUUCUGAGUACAUUUUUACGUCACUGGAGGUCAGCGAAUAAAGAUUUUCAGCUUUGUUUAGCUUUUAAAUGUGUUUUUCAUUCAAAAUAAUAGCUUUUCUCACACCUCUGAAGGUAUCUACUAACACAGAAGUCUUUGGUUUUACUGUGUUUGGACACAUUUUUUGAGACAUUCAAUCUCAUAUCUUAGAUUUUUGUCUCCAAACCAGUAAAUUGGAGGUGAAUUAAAUCCUAUGCGUUCCUCACAAAUGUCAACAGCGGCCUCACUGUUUAGGCAACUUGCAGGUUUUUCUGUAAAUUAGACCCUUUAAUGUUUUCCCUGUCGCUACUGUCAUGUGUUCUUUAAAAUGUGACCUCAGAAGCAAAACCUCCUUUAGCUUGUGACUUUUUAACUCAAUAUCACCGAUAACACAUGAAACAAAUUUAUGUUGCUGAAGUCCUGCUUGCUAGUCAUGAUCAUAAACUCCUUUAUUCUCGCCAGGUGAGCACCGAGCGGCCGAUUCCAGCCUUUUGGGCUCCCUUUAUUUUUUUCCCCCCCUUUUCCUCAUAAAUGGCUGAGCAUGAUCCGAGAUACUUGUUGGAAAUGUGUUGCAGGAGCACAAGUGCAGCUCAUUAGAAAACUGCAUGAAAGAAGAGAUCUGGAUACCCGGAAUGGCGGUCUGUGUUAUAACCUAAGUUAACAAACAAACAAACAAACAAACAAAAAAAAGUACAGAAGCAUGGCAUAUGUUACUCCACAACUGGUUCUACUGAAUAAAGUUUUGAUACAAUUGUUUUGCAUGGGGCCAGCAGACUUUGUACAGGUAUGAAUAAUGAGUAUAUAUUUACAAUAAACCGAUAAUAUGGGAA